This is a messenger RNA of Coregonus clupeaformis (lake whitefish), 1009 nucleotides long. RefSeq lists its product as uncharacterized. Bases 119 to 607 code for a protein of 162 amino acids. NCBI's taxonomy places the organism in Eukaryota, Metazoa, Chordata, Actinopteri, Salmoniformes, Salmonidae. The record is from RefSeq and is a predicted model, not a curated record. The transcript is spliced from 2 exons.
CUCUCUGCAUUCCCUAACACUUUCUUAAAAAGGCAGUGUGAGGAAGAAAAAUAACGUGGAAGCAGGAAAAAGUUUGACUCACAAAUACUGGAUGUGACUGAAAAAGAACUUGGCGACCAUGAACACCACCAGUGAUCUAGCGGUCAACAUCUCCUCCACCCCUUCUUUCACAGAAUCACCAUUACCUUUCAACCUAUCCAGCCUGCCCACCUCCCUCUCUUCCUCCCCCCUGCCAUCAGAGCCUCACGACCCAUUGCUGACCAUCAUGGUGGUGCUAGGCCUGUCCCUGCUCCUGGCUGCCUGUGCUAUCUUCCUGGCCGUGUGUCGUGGGUCGUCAACCCAGACAGAGGAGGACUCAGAUGGGGGCUGUAGUUCAGGCGAGUCCCUGGUCUGCGGGCCUUCUCUGUCAUCGGAGCCCCAGCUCAAGCUGUGGAAGAGGCUGGGCUCUGUACGGCGGUCAUUCACCUCCUCAUUCAGACGACCGCCCCAGCGCAGGUCCAACUGCAGCACCCACUGCUCCCCAACCAGACCGCAACCUGACCACAGCAGCUCACCAACGCCCCACCUUACCAUGCCCUGCCUGUUUGACUAUGUUACAGAGAUAUGACCACGCUCUGAUCGUGAGAUGAACGCAGGCCCGGUCAUGGAGAUGACCGCUUUGACUGUAACUUGACCACAACACUCAGACUUGACCCCAGUCCUGCAUGUUCAUGGAUGUACUGCUAUAUAAACAAUAACACUAACUUCUGACCAAACCCUAACUUCAAGAUAACCUUUACUCCACCAGUCCAUGUGGUUAUUUGGACGAUGUUGUUAUUGACAAGAGAAGCAUGUGCAAGCCCAAGGUUCUUCCAAAAGGGAUACCAGCCUCUGUGGAUGAUGUGAAUUGUUUCGUACAUUUUGAUUGUUGUAUUAUUAGCUACACUCUUAUAAAAAAACAGUUCCAAAAGGGUUAUUCGGUUGUCCCCAUAGGAUAAUCCUUUUUGGUUCCAGGUAGAACCCUUUUUGG